This is a messenger RNA of Ceraceosorus bombacis, 2546 nucleotides long. The record is from the annotation of a GenBank genome assembly. Lineage: Eukaryota; Fungi; Basidiomycota; Exobasidiomycetes; Ceraceosorales; Ceraceosoraceae.
AUGUCGACAGUGCUGCCGAGGGCGGCACUUGAGGAAGCGGCCGACGACCGCGAGCAACCCUCUUCCCAAGCAGAUCCAGUAGCAACCGUCCACAAGAGGCAAGUCAAGAAGCGCAGACGUCGAAAUCCUUCUGAUCCUUCCGAGGAGGAGCAGCGCAGCUCGCAAAAUGGUACACAAGUCAAGCCCAGCACAGAAGUGUCUCGAGCGGACUCUCUGGGCGGUGCGCUGACCAGAGCGUUAGUAGGGACGCUUGCAUUUGUGUUCAGAGCGCCGGUCAGGCUGUUUAGACCCGUGAAGCUCAGCUCUUGGUCUUUACUGGAGGCCAUGGCCAAGAGGGAUGGGAAAAGUCUGUCGCUGCGAUAUAUGAGGCAAAUCAUCAAAAGAGAAAAGGUGAGCGCGGUCAUUGACACGAACAGAGCAGGCCAUGGCAAGCAUCGCAACAGCAGCACUCGGCAACAGGUGGCAUCCUGCAACAUCUUGUCUAAAAGCCUCAGAAAAGGCCCUCACCGAAAGGCGGACAGGAAGUCUCGCGCUCGCUCACUUUGCAUCUCGUCUUUGGCUUCCUGUGCAGGCAUCUUUUCUACCGCAUCUCCUCAUCCCUCCAUUACUAGCCAAUACCGCUGUAGGCUUCGCUCUCUUCGAAGCAUACACACUCACCGAGCAGAGCCUGCUCGACAGGAGACUAAAGAAGAUCUCCGAAAGGGCGGAUCGGCCGGCAAAGCGACCCGAAUUCACCCCCCUUCACAUCGUCUUCUCGAGUGGGUUCGUAGCGGGAGCUGCUCAAUGCGUGGUGAGCGCCCCACUAGACAAUGUCCGACUGGUGCUCUCAUCCAGACGAAAACAACAUGGCCUGGACGCGCAUCGGCCUCACCUGAUAAGGUGGAGAGACGUGGCUCGAGCUGCUGUCCUUCCUUUUGCCCCGGCCACGACGCACGAGCGGCUGGUCAACCGAGUCAAGGGUAUGGGCAGCAGCGCUAACGGAACUUCGAGAGGGAAUUCUUCUCAAGUCUGGUCCGCGGAGAAUAGAAAGGAGUUGGAGAAGACUCUCAGACGUUGGAGGGGCGGAGUGCACGGAGCUGGACUGAUUCUCUCACUCGCUCGAGACUCCGUCGGCUUUGCUGCCUUCUUCACCGUCUUUGAGGUCUCGCGACGAUUGGCACAUCGAAUAUCGAGGUCCAUCGAUCGUAGUAUCGCAUGUUUCAAUGCAUCUUCUGCGUUGCCUAGCUCGGCUGGCGUUGAAGUUGCUUCGACCGGUGAUACUAGGACGCCCUCCAACCAUGCCUCUCAAGACGUUUCUUACUCGGGAUCGAGGACAAAGACGGGCCGCAUUGUAGCUGCGUUCAUCCUCAUCGUCGGUGGUGCAGUAGGCGCCGCUCUUUACGAGCUGGUCGGAAGACCUGCCGAGCUGAUGCGUCUCGUUGUGUGGGAAGGGCGCAAGGCUUGGGAAGAAGGUAGAAGGAGCCGUAAAAAAGGCAGCGGGACAACACAUAGAGGGGCUUCAAAUCUUUCCAAGAGACGCACAGGAGCUCAACUUGGCGGACGGAGCAAAAUCGUCGGCGGUCGAAGACUUGCAAAUCGCUUACAGGAAGAAGUUUCGAGGGUGACACGGACAGGUGGGAGACUAUCCAGCUAUCUGGAUCUAAGAAGAAGAAACUCCGCUGGUGUGAGCGCCAGCCGCGUGUUUGCGUCUCGACUGCUGAGCCGACCCGCUCGAGUCAAAGGACGCCGGACGAAAAAUGCGAGCUUGACCAAUCAAGUUUCGGAUGGGAACAUUUGGCGACCCAAAGCGCCAAUGGUCGCAGACCAUUCACAUGGCCGUCGGCGUCCUGCUUCGUCCAUGCCGAAGAACCUGAACCGCCUCGCCAUCAAACCAAGACCUGCGCGGCCUUUGCAUCAAGCACCUCCGCCCCUUUCAACUCGUCCCACAGCAAUGUCUCUGCUGGUAGAGCACGCGGAGCGCACAAGUAUCCUAAAGUACACCUCGUCUCAUCGCUCCAGCACGACGCCCGUGCCGGUGCCCAUCUUGCUUUUGCACACAUACUUCAUCGCGCCUUUUCUCGCACUCUCGUCGCCGUCCACUACCGGCAGCGCACCUUUGCAAUCGCGAUUAGGCACAGACACAUUGUCAAAGCGCACGUCCGCUUCUAGACGCGCUCCUGUGGGCACGUCUAGAGAAAGAGCGCCGGAGAGAGCUGUGAGGGAAAGGUGGACGUUGAAAAAUCCGGUUGUUGCCGCUCCUGGGAGUCUCAAGAGCGCAGUGACUGCCAGGAGCUGGGGUUCUGGACGCGUGGCUUGGGCUCUAAGAAGAGUGAGUGCACCGCCGUUACGAGACCGUUGCGGUGAUUGACGCCUUCAUAUCAUUGCAUCCCUCGCCGCCGGCAUUUUUGCUUCCUCCAGCUCGCUACACCGUGAGUGGAUAUUGACGUGCAAUGCCCCUUUCCAAAGCCUGGCUGAGCAACGACCUCUCUCUCUCUCUCUCUCUCUCUCUCUCUCUCAGAUAUGGCAUUGGCUUUCUCGCCUGGGCUUACGUCAGUGGAGAUAUUUGA